AUGGCGCUUCCGCCCACUCUUGACGACGAGAACUUGUACAAAUUUCGGACAAAAAUAUGCGAGCGCUAUGUAAAACAAGGCCGGUGCGAGUUCGCGGACAAGUGUCAGUAUAGCCACGACUUAAGAUGGACUCGGCGUCCUCCUUGGAAAUACAAUUAUUGUCCCGAGCUGUGUCACGAUCUGCAAUUUGUUAAAGAUGGAAGAGGUCGAACCAUUGCAAAGUCGACCUGCAAACAGAAACGCAACUGCAAGUUUGCGCAUACAAAGGAGGAGCAGGUGUACCAUCCGAAAAUGUAUAAAACGAUCAUGUGCAAUCAAUUCCAGAACAACGCUUGGUGCGAUCGGUACUAUUGUCCCUUUGCUCACACGCUAAGCGAACUCCGACCGGCUGAUUUAUUUGACAAGCCGUCCAAGGUGUUCGGCACUUACGAGGAUCAAGAUGCUCUUUGCCCCGACAUAUACUUGCCUUCAGAUAAGCCACACCCUCGCCUGAGGGCACGCUUCCUCUCUAUCAUGGACUCUGUCGGUCCGGGGAACUCGCACCACUCCGCAUCAAACGCGGAAUCACUAGGCAAUUCAAACCGCACGAGGCAUCCAUACACCGACUUCAUAUCUUCACAUACGCCCCAGUCCGUUCUUUCAGAGAGUAAUUCUCCAUCUAAAGGCGUGCGUGGCGACGAAGGUACCCCUCGUUCCAGGCAGGCAGUGCCCCAGGUGGCGAAGAACCAAGCACGAGCCGAGAAGCAAGAUCUGCAGAGCCUCAAACAUUCUGGAAAAAAUUUUUCUACGCCUGGACAGGCGAUCAAACGCCAUGAAGACAGAGUUCAGGGACACGUGGAUCCGAGCAUCUCCCACGACUGUGAGAUCUCUGGCUCUGCUCGGAAACACGGGGAGCCUCUCCUUGGGUCGCCCCCACUGAAAAACACAAGUCACCGAGUUGGGCCAAGAGACGGUAACGGCCUAGGACUUGUACAGAACGGAGGAAGCAUUUUAGGGAAUCCUGCAAGACAAAUAUCACAGAGGUCAAGUCAGGGAACCACCGGAGGCGGAAUGCAGCUUCCGUUAUCUCCACGCGCGUACGCAGGCAAACAAUCGGGUCCCGCUGCUCAAUUGAAUAGCGCGGCGACUGAACGAGAAGACCAGACAGGUGGUGGCUGCCACAGCUUGCUACAUGCAGAAAAAUUUCCAAUCCUCCCGACAUCCCCUUUGAGCACGAUUAGCGACGUUACCCGAAGCCCAACUGCAGCAACGCCGUACGUUAUCUCAUCAGUUCUUCAUCCGCAUGGGGUCAUAGGGGGAAGCCAAACCUCAGUGCCACAACAAAGAUCCCAAGACGGCCAGAAACCCUGCAGUGCAGCCGAGAACAAACUCGGCAUUCCGCCUGGGUUCGUGCCACAAACUACCAUUCCCGGAAAGGACAGCUACCGUCCCGUCGUCGUCCCGCCGGCGCGGGGGGUAACCCAGAGCGGAGGAAAACCUAUGGAUCAUGACGGGCAAAACUUUAGGCACGAGAAGAUGCCACCGGGUAAUGCUCAAAGCAUGCUGAGUUGUCUAGACCGGAUUUCGGCCAGAGAUGAAGUGUCUCCUCAAUCAGGUAGUGGGAACGGAGCGCCCCGACAGCACGCGUCUCCCGGGCCAAUAACAAACAGCAAAACACCAGAGUUCUUCUUAUCAAGCAAGCAUGGCCAGUCUGGUGCCCUUAAACAACUGGCAGAAGACAUUUUCUACUGGAGUGAGCCUAUUGGUCAAAGCAGGGACGACCCUAGUGUCUUGGUGUACGCCGGAGUCCUUCUCGGUCCAAAUAACCAGGCGCGGGAGACGGUCGCAAUCAAACAAGUUCCGGUUGUCGUUACUAACCGCGUUCGGGAUUCAUUUCUGGAGUUGGAGCAGUUUGUGCACGUCAACGAUCCACUCAUUGUCAAUACCAAGCGGGUAUACUGCGUGCAGAACGACGAUGACGAGGGCAUGUCCAUGAUGCUUGUCAUGGAAAAAUGUGAGGGCUGCCUAUCCGACAUGAUAGCGCUAAGCGAUCUAGGUGAACGUUGCCUUCAAGAGCCACUUCCUCCCCAGGGAAUGACUGAAAUGCUUUCCCACCUUUUGUCAGGCGUCUUGAAGAUCCAGCAGCACGGGCAUUCUGCGCAUACGCGCAUUCACCCGGGUAACAUUAUGCUGACUGAGAACUUCGAACUUAAAGUUGGAGACUGCGCUGGGAAAAUCCGGUACCUUAGCAUCUUUGACCUGCUUCAGGCGGGCGUCCAGGGGGCGAAGAACGCGAGGGAGCUCGUGCACUGGCGUACGCUUGCUUGGUAUUUUGUUGCGUUCCGCCCUUCGCUGAUUCUCAACUCCCCGCAAGAAGCCGCGUGGCUUGCGCCUGAGCUCAUCCGAUCGCUCAUACAUAUGGCACAACAAAUCAGUAUUCUAAUUGAUCAAUAUGAGGCGCUGCCUCCGGAUGGUCGCGACGGUGCUUGCUUUGUCAUGCUAGCGAAUAACAUGAAGUGGUCUCCCCGUUUCCUGCAGAGAGCGGACGCGUGGUCCACAGGCGCUACUCUAUUUUACAUUGUCAGCGGUGGCCUGCAUCCAUACGGCGACAUCAGCGACAGGUCAAUAAUAACACACAUUCUCGAGGACAGGAAGAUCCAUCUCGAAAGGAUACGCGAGUCUCCUCUGCUGUACGACCUGAUCGAAGGGCUUCUGGAGGCAAACCCCGAAAAAAGGACAAGCCUUUCGCAAGCACUUUGCCAUGCGGCAUUCUGGAAGAUGGGGGAAACUGAACACUUCCUGAAGGAAUUCCAAACAGCAGUUGAAAUGAACCCGGAAUCAUACAUGGUGCUCGCUCUGUCGGACCCCAUCUCUUGGAUAUCGUCGUUGGCCUCCGCCGCCUCUCCGCUGUUCUCUUUGCUGGUAUCUUAUCUCACAUCUCCAUCGUGCCUCAGUCUUCUCAUUUCAUCCCUCCGCGUUGAGAACAGUGUAUCCUUCUUGUUGUUUUUGGCCCUGCUAUCCGCUGAUGCGCGCCUGCCUGUGCAAGAACGCCGAGCUCUAGUCUCUUCUGCAAUCUUGCUUCAUCCAUCGGCGUUCCUCAAAGCUGUCAGACUCCUGUUGUUUCCUCGAAUCCCCCAAAAUCCAUCAGAUUUCGUGAUAUCCCGAAAUUCAACGUACGUCAAGCAGUACCUCGGGGACAGGAGCACAGCACCACAACAGGACAGAAUCCGGGCACCGGCCUGUUGUAUCCUACCUGGAACAUCGCCCUCUCAGCCCGUGCCUGAGGAGUUGAAGCACGCAAUAAGAAAACAGGUUCCGCAGAGCCACACGGGACUGCUCGGGGCACCCCCGCAAACUUCGUCCUGCCCCUCUCCACCUGUGCCUGUCACAAGUUACCCCGCCAUGCUGCCGGCUUUGCUGGCGCCGCUCACAUUUACAGAAGGGUCUUGUGGGUACUCGAAGGGCCCAGUGUCCAGUCUUCCUCAGGCUGUCGAAUGCCAAAGGCCUCCACCUCCACCUCCUGUUCCCUCACACGUACUGUCCAAUCCUCUAUUGCAGUACGCGGCAACUUCACGGUGCACGGGGCUCACCGCUCCCUCGAGUCGGCCCAACAAUCGUUUGUGUGAUUUUCCACCAGACGUCCAUGCAGCGGGCGAGCCUCCAACACAGACAUGUGUUUCGUCAAAAAGGCUGCUGCCCCCUAUGAUUCCCCAAGUGCAGGCUUUAAUGAGAGCAGCGAGAGCAAUGCGUCCGGAUGACCUCGCUAGAGCGCAAAUGAGACAAACCGGUGACAUGGCGGCUGCGGCGCCCGUCAAGCCUAGCGUCGAGCAGUGCCCGCCACAGCGGAUGGAGACGCUGGAUGUCUGUGACAGAGGUGUCAGUGAUCCGUUUGCAGUCAGAGCAGAGGGCAUAUCGUGUUCAGUAAGGCGCGGUACUGGGCCCAUGGUGGUGAACGAGCAGGCUACUGACGUGCAAUCGCCGCGGGGUGAGCCAGCUUCUUUUCAGAGGUACCGCAUUCGCGAAACGAUAUCGGAUUCUGCUAUCGCCGGCCUCGACUGGCGACCGACUGCUCUGAGAAGUAGAGGACAGGAGGGGCAUGAGCCAGCCCUGACUGAGGGAAACAGAAUACACCACGUGUUGCCGGAAGGCACCCACAAUGGCAAGAACCGUGUGUGGUCAACAGAUGCUUCGCAGGGCAAAAUGAACCUGAUCUUAACGUGUCCGGCAUCUUUGUAUCAAAACUGCGAGAAUCAACAGGCUGCCCAAGUGAAACCAGUUGCUGGCAGUGUGCAGGCUGCUGGCCCCGCUGAGCACCUUACCAGUACGUCAGAACAACUCAACGAAGGGGAGUGCCAUGAGCGGAUGACGGCGUGGGAUAGAGCAAAUUCUGAAUCACAUCACGACUUCCAACAUAUUCUCAAAAACACAGCGGGCAGCGAUACGCACCCGCAAGAAGCCUUCUCUUGCCGCUUGAAGCGCUUCGAUGAAGUGUCGAGCAACGAAGAGUUGCAGAGGACCCCUGAGAUGGAGGCUCCGCAGAUGGGACUCUCUAGCGACUCUCACUUACCGAAGGGAGACGCGACAGCGGUCGCGCUUUCCUCAUCACCAGAUGGGUCUUCACCCAGUCCGAAUCCAUGCAUGGUUCAGUAA
Messenger RNA from Besnoitia besnoiti, 4629 nucleotides. Its product is annotated as zinc finger (CCCH type) motif-containing protein. Gene Ontology annotation, molecular function: protein kinase activity; metal ion binding; ATP binding. The record is from RefSeq and is a predicted model, not a curated record. The coding region runs from base 1 to 4629 and encodes 1542 amino acids. Gene Ontology annotation, biological process: protein phosphorylation. The transcript has 8 exons. NCBI's taxonomy places the organism in Eukaryota, Apicomplexa, Conoidasida, Eucoccidiorida, Sarcocystidae.